Brienomyrus brachyistius is the source of this 577-nucleotide messenger RNA. It is a transcript of the gene tomm5, whose product is annotated as translocase of outer mitochondrial membrane 5 homolog (yeast). Lineage: Eukaryota; Metazoa; Chordata; Actinopteri; Osteoglossiformes; Mormyridae. The transcript has 2 exons. The coding region runs from base 127 to 282 and encodes 51 amino acids. The record is from RefSeq and is a predicted model, not a curated record. Gene Ontology annotation, cellular component: mitochondrial outer membrane translocase complex.
GUAGCUGUCGGACGACUUCCGUGCGACACGAAGGUCGAAAGCUGACAAGCACUGCGAGAUCCGCACCGCCGGAGACUAAUAGACAAAUAGCCCGAUUCUCUAGGCUAGCUUAUUUCCAGUCGAACAAUGUUCAAGAUUGAAGGACUUGGGCCAAAAAUGGACCCGGAGGAGAUGAAGAAAAAGAUGCGGCAAGAUGUCAUUUCGUCUCUACGGAAUUUCCUGGUUUAUGUCGCUCUUCUCAGAAUCACCCCAUAUGUUCUCAGGAAGUUGGACAGCAUAUGAGUUGCCUCCCCCGGCCUGGACGCCUGGAGAAGCCCACGAGAACCGGGCCGGCGUCACCAAGUGCAAAAGCCAGCAAUGUAACGGACUAUUUCAACUCUCUCAUCUGGAGAUGUUGUGGAGGAAGAUGCUUUAAUGCCCCUGGAACACAAGGGAACGAGAUCAUGCGUACGCCAACAUUUACAUUACUUCAAUGAUGGUUUAAAUUAAAUCAAAUUGCUUGGUGUGUCCUGCCUGACUUGGGACAGUUCUGACAUGGAAAUGAUAUUGUGUUUUCAAUAAAAUAUUUGGAAAUGUU